Molecule: messenger RNA, 798 nt
Organism: Rotaria socialis
Lineage: Eukaryota; Metazoa; Rotifera; Eurotatoria; Philodinida; Philodinidae
Source: the annotation of a GenBank genome assembly
AUGGAUAACUGGUGGACUAGCUUUUGCAUUCUUGUUUCAUAUGUCAUUUUAUCCCAUAGUCAAACACAUAUACCUCUUACACAACCAACACUAACAUCAAUUACAGCCGUUAAUUCAACAGCUUUGACAGUCACAUGGGUAUUCGCGAAUGCAACCUAUGACCAAUCUGAUCUUAUACGAAUUACUAUUCAAUUUUAUGAAUUUUAUUAUAAUUAUGGUCCAGUAAAUACUUCCAUUAGUUACACAUUUACAGCCACCAAUAAAACUAUAACAAGUUUUACACAAAAUUUCGAUCUCGUUAAUGCUUUCUAUUAUGUAUGUCUGUCAUCGAAUUCGACGAACGUAAAUGCGCCUAGCCCUCUUGUGAAAAGAACUUGCUUGCUGAAACAAACAUGUUCAAGAGCAAAUUCAUCGAUAUGUUCACAAAUACCUUUUGUAAUUAUUUCCAAUGGAGCUAGUUCAUCGAAUUCGUUAAAUAUAAAUAUUAAUUGGCUAAAACAAUUGCCGUAUACUCAAAAUGGUGCUACUGUACAAUUGAUCAGCAAUGGUGCGACGGGGACAUUAUUAACGUCAACAGACAAUGGUACAUAUGUAAUUCAAACUUAUCAAAUCUCUAGUUUACAAUCGAAUACAAAUUAUACUGCUAAUAUAAUCGUUAAUUACACUAUUUUCGGUAGUAUUUUAACUGAUGCAAUUAAUUAUACUAUAUUAACAUCGCGAUCAUCGAACUUAUUCUCUACCGGUGAUAGUUUUAUUCUUAUGAUUUGUUUGGUGUUUUUAGUUUUUUCGAUUUAUUAA